Notodromas monacha is the source of this 1650-nucleotide messenger RNA. NCBI's taxonomy places the organism in Eukaryota, Metazoa, Arthropoda, Ostracoda, Podocopida, Cyprididae. The record is from the annotation of a GenBank genome assembly.
CAAUGAUUUUUCGAGGUAUCCCGCAGGUACUUCUACAUCAUUAUCAUUUAGUCUCGCUUUUAAUCUUUUUCUCGGACCAAGUCAGUUUUCUCGGGCAUGAUUGAGUGAUGGAUGCAUCGCACCGCUUGUCUGAGGCAACCUUCGGGCACGCACGAUCACUUUGGAAGAGGCGAUCGCUUGACGCGACUGAGCUACGUGAAGAUUUCGAACGAAGAGCUUUCAUUCAACAUUUCCUACGGAAUGGGGUCUCCGAUUCACGCUUGAAUUCGAAGCGGUUACAUAUUCAGUUGAACGAGGAGACCGUUCUGCAAGAUGUUAGCUUCGAUGCACGGUGAGAAGCACACGCGGAUGCUUGCCAGAGGAUUAAAAAGUUGUCACCGGUUCUCCCCUUAUUCUUGGGAUAGGCUUCGUGCGACUACGUGUUGCUCCCUUAUUUUUGGAAUGGAUUUUAGGACGAAAAAAUGGAAUGUGCGGCAUAUAAAUCAGAAAAUUUGAAGUAGAAAUUCUCGCCUGAGAAUCGCGUGAAUGCAGUGAAUGUUUUCAAUGCGCCUCUGAAGUUGAAUUCGGGUUUCCACAGAGUAGUCGUCUACAUUCUUUGGCUCGCCAACUGUUAUCGAAGCUUACAGUCGUUCUCCUUCGUGGUCCUUCCGGGUCCGGAAAAUCUACCUUCGCGGCUGCGUUAGCGAAGAUUUGUGGUGACCGUUGCGUCGUGUUGAGCACCGACGAUUUCUUCACUCGUUCUGAUGGAAGUUACCAGUUUACUCCUGCUUUACUCCAAACGGCACAUUUUUGGAAUCGUCAAAGAGCGAAAUUUUAUGCUAGACAAAGUCGCGCUCUGAUAGUGAUCGACAACACGAAUUUGGCGUUGUUCGAAAUGGUGCCUUAUUUGGAGAUUGCGGACGAGUUCGGAUACAGACUGUGGGUUAAGGAACCUCCUACAAGUUGGCGGCGUGAUCCUGACAUCUGCUCUCAAAAGAGUCGUCAUGGGGUCUCAAGAGUGAAAACUGCGCAGAUGGUCCGAAAGUUCAGGCCGUGUGACGAACGACAGUUGAGGAAUAUGUACGAAACCCGUCGCCAUAGGCCUGAAAAGAAUUGUCUUCGCCAAGACGAUUUACCGCGUGCGCCGCGUUCUGCUGCGGGAACCGAUGAAAUUGGUCUUCCUUGGCAUCGGCAACUUGUGGAACAUCAUCUACCUCGUGGUGGGUUCAGGUUGCAAGUGUCGUCGUCAUUCUUAGCGGCGCCCGUGGAAGAAAUCCGGGAAAGCGAGCGGUCCUACCGAGACAGUGUAGCUAAGGCUACUGUCAGAGAAAACGGACUCGUUGGAAUCCUGGAAGAACGGCGUCUCGUCGGUGCAAUGUUCUCGAGUACCACUGAGUCUACUUCGGAAGAUUCGCGGAGGUUGGUUGUGUCAGAAAGUGAAUGCGUUUCGAAUUUUUCUGCCUCUGGUGUCGAACUUGAACGACGUGUCGACGAAGUCGUGUGCUUGUUGUCGAGUUUGGGCGGCGCUGACGACACGAAAAGGAAUUUUGGUUCUUCGUCAGCCUCUGAUUGGACAGCUGCUGGCGACGAUUGGGAGUGAAAAGAUUAUGUGGAGAUGGAAGGAGGUGGAAACGGGUUGCGGAAGUCGCGAUUCUUAUUUUGAAGUGACGA